Messenger RNA from Guillardia theta CCMP2712, 1176 nucleotides. RefSeq lists its product as hypothetical. The coding region runs from base 1 to 1176 and encodes 391 amino acids. The transcript has 13 exons. The record is from RefSeq and is a predicted model, not a curated record. NCBI's taxonomy places the organism in Eukaryota, Cryptophyceae, Pyrenomonadales, Geminigeraceae.
AUGAGCUGGUUGAUGUAUGAGCUGAUACCCAACAUCAGGACACACUCUGGAUCUCUCCGACGACCAAGAUGUGAAUCUCGGAGGCUGCAAGUGUCUUUGCAUGUUGACAUGAGCUUGAUUGUGCAGCUCGCGGAUCCUCCUACAAGUGAUUUCGUCGAAAGCUCGAUUGCAGACGAGUACUCCCCAAUGGACGAAAGCCUGCAAAGCUCGUCGACGGACAGCACACUUCAGGUCAAUGUGAUCAGGCCUCUGCAGACUGCCAUGCACUUGUACCUUCGGGAUCCUGUUUCUGGGGAGGUACGGGAUGCUCACCUUGAAAGGUUGAGAAUCCCGAGGCUGUUGAUCAAGGCCUUCUUGCAAGUAGGAUACAACUCAACACUGAUGGUAAAGAUGUUUCAUGAUAUGCCAUCAAACGUGCGAUCGGCUUUCUUUCAUGGAUCGAAUGCAAUUGAGCUGAUCGCCACAAGCUCUUUCAUGGGAGAGUUUGCUAUCAUGAGACAUCAGCAACAGGCUUCAGACAGUAAACAUUUGUUCAACAUCGACAGCUUGAGAGAUGCAGUAUCGACAGAAGCAGGUUUGGGUUACUGGAUCAUGGAGAUGGAUCCAAACACGAUGGUUCGAACAAAGGUCGAGAUAAGCUCGGGAAUCGCCUUCUUCCUAAACAUGCACCCGGAAGAAAUGCUCGCACGCCUGGGAAACUGCGACAACGCCCUUCCUAACUCGGAGCUCGAGUUCUUCGGCAACAUGACAUAUGAGAUUGCCAAGGUCCUAGACUCAAGAAUAGUCCGCAACGUCCGCAUGAUCCGACGAUGCCCACGGAGCGGAAAACUCACAGAUCCCUUGCUCGCCCGUCUGAUCUCAAUGAAGGAGCGAGAUGCUCACGGACGGGUAAUCCGCGUCAUGAACGUGCUGCAGCGUCUUAGCCCCGAGGAGUACGACUCAGCAUGCAGGAACGAGCCUGAGACUUGCCGCCCUCUCAUGGAUUGUCUCGGGGACGUGAGAGGGGGGGAAGAGCUGCUCGAGUCUGCGAACUACGACUCGCUCUUCACGCAGAGCUUCGCGUCUCUCAACGGGAGCGCGCAGGGAUUACAACAAGCGCAGAAGCUGACGGAGAAGGUGCAGCAGCUGUUUGCUCCGUUUGUCGAGUACGCGACUUCGAAGGGACUGUUAAGAUAG